This is a messenger RNA of Neoarius graeffei (lesser salmon catfish), 4311 nucleotides long. It is a transcript of the gene yap1, whose product is annotated as Yes1 associated transcriptional regulator. Gene Ontology annotation, cellular component: nucleus; cytoplasm. Gene Ontology annotation, biological process: hippo signaling; positive regulation of transcription by RNA polymerase II. The coding region runs from base 449 to 1783 and encodes 444 amino acids. Gene Ontology annotation, molecular function: transcription coactivator activity; protein binding; transcription corepressor activity. The record is from RefSeq and is a predicted model, not a curated record. The transcript has 8 exons. NCBI's taxonomy places the organism in Eukaryota, Metazoa, Chordata, Actinopteri, Siluriformes, Ariidae.
GAAGAACUUAGGGAAGAAAAAAAAAAGUGUGCUGAGUGAAGGCGCAGUGAUUUUGAGUGCGCAGAAAGCGCUUUGUAAAUGUCUCUGAAGUCGGGGUUGGACAAGGUGUCUGGCUUUCAGCUGAAAAGUUUUUGAAACUUUGAUUCCUGGAGGUUUUUGACUUUUAUUUCGGGAAAGUUUGGGAAGAUAUGCGCUUUUCCACACUGGUCAGUGGGUCCUGGCCGAGCGGAAAACUCACCCGUCGCCUUGUGUCUCUGCUCGCCAGGCUUGGACGGCGAGUUUAGGCCACUAUAAGUUGAAGUAGUCGCGAGACGUGCGCACGCGCGGAUGAGUUUAGACUCGUUGAGAUUGAUGCGUUUCGGAGCUCGUGCGCGCAGUUGACGCGUCUUUGAACUCUGAGGUGAUUUUUUUUCUCUCUUUUUUUUGGCGUCUUGAUUUGAAAAUAAUCAUGGACCCGAGCCAGCAUAACCCCCCCGCAGGACACCAGGUGGUCCAUGUCCGCGGAGACUCGGAGACGGACCUGGAGGCGCUCUUUAACGCCGUGAUGAACCCCAAAAGCGCCGCUGUGCCCCCGUCCGUGCCAAUGAGGAUGAGGAAGCUGCCAGACUCCUUCUUCAAACCCCCUGAGCCCAAAUCCCACUCCAGACAGGCGAGCACAGAUGCAGGCACGGCCGGCACACUCACUCCACAACAUGUCAGAGCACACUCCUCACCUGCCUCCUUGCAGCUGAGUGCCGUCCCUUCCGGCACGAUGAGCACCCUGGCUCCAGCAGGAACCCCCCCUCAGCACCUGCGCCAGCCCUCGUACGAGAUCCCCGAUGAUGUGCCCCUGCCUCCUGGCUGGGAGAUGGCCAAGACCCCGUCUGGCCAGAGAUACUUCCUUAACCAUAUUGACCAGUCAACCACCUGGCAGGACCCUCGCAAGGCCAUGCUCCAGAUGAACCAGACGAACUCAGCCAGCCCGGUCACCGUUCAGCAGCAAAACCUCCUGAGCCCAGCCUCAGGUCCUCUUCCUGAAGGCUGGGAGCAGGCCAUCACAGCAGAGGGCGAGAUCUACUACAUCAACCACAAGAAUAAAACAACGUCUUGGCUGGACCCACGGCUUGACCCACGUUAUGCUCUGAAUCAGCAGCGAAUUACCCAGAGUGCUCCAGUAAAGCAGGGCACCCAGCUCCCCUCAAGCCCCCAGAACCCGGCCGUCAUGGGAGGGAGCAACCAGAUGAGACUGCAGCAGCUGCAGCUGGAGAAAGAGAGACUGAGACUUAAACACCAGGAGCUGCUCCGCCCGAGACCACAGGAGCUGGCUUUGAGGAACCAACUACCCACCAGCAUGGAGCAGGACAGCGGCACUCAGAACCCGGUGUCGUCCCCUGGCAUGGGGCAGGACGGCCGCAGCGUGACCACCAACAGCUCUGACCCCUUCCUCAACAGCGGGACGUAUCACUCCAGAGAUGAGAGCACAGACAGUGGCCUGAGCAUGAGCAGUUACAGUGUCCCACGCACUCCAGACGACUUCCUGAACAGCGUAGAUGAGAUGGAGACAAGCGACUCCCUAGGCCCUGCGUCCUUGGCGACCCAGCCGAGCUGUUUCCCAAACUACCUGGACGAAAUCCCAGGCACUGAUGUGGACUUGGGCACCCUGGAGGGCGAGAGCAUGGCAGUGGAGGGUGAGGAGCUGAUGCCGAGCCUCCACGAGGCGCUGAGCUCCGACAUCCUGCACGACAUGGAGUCUGUCCUGGCUGCAACCAAGAUCGACAAAGAGAGCUUCCUGACCUGGCUAUAGAUGAGCUUUAACGUACACUCCACCUCCGCUGUCUUCACACCGAACUGCUGCCUAGGCCAAUCUGUGAAGGAUGUGUAGAUGCUUCGAGUUUUUUGUUGUUUUUUUUAAGAGACAUUUCACUCUCUUAGACUUUGAUUGCAUUUUUUUUCCACUCACAUUAAGCAUUAAUCACGGCUGGACUGGUUUCUUUGAGGAUUUUGCCCAUAACAUAUAAACCACACAUGGCCGAACUGGUUUUGGUUUAAAAAUCGGAUUUAAUUUCUUUUAUUCUUUUUCCCCUCCCAUCACCUUUUUUUUUCCCAUGUCUGCAUCCUCAAGGCUGGCCCAUGAACAGACAAUUCUCAGAAUCACCUCUCCUCUUAUCCACGUGUAUACGGCUUUGACAAAGUGUUGUUGAACCCUCAUCAGUCUCAUAUACGACCUCAUCGUCUGCCUCGCCCACAGCCUGAACUGCAGUUUCCCUCUUUCCUUCGUUCACUACAAGCCUGGCAAACCAAAAACAUCCACGAGGGCUGCUUGCAUAUGUGUGUGUGUGUGGAUCAUGAUGAGAUCUCAAUGAGCUUGAGCUCAAGUUCUUGAGGGUUGAACCUGUUGCUUUCGGAAGGCGGAUGACCCUGCUCGGCUGUGCCAGCAUAUCAAACUCUAAUCGAUACAAGUGCCUUCAGUUUGAUCUCUUAGUGCAGCGAUUAAAACACUACUUUUUAACACUAUAUAUAUUUUCAAACAAUUCUGACCGUGCUAUUUUCUAUUUACAGUUUUCAUUAAUCGAAAGUAUCUUUUAAAGUUUAUAUCAAAAUGCAUUUUUAUCAACUCUAGCCUCAGUCUUAUUUAAGACUGAUUUUUUUUUUUUUCCCAUGUAUGAUAGAUCAGAAUCUUUUCUCAUGGUUGCCUUCCAGCAUGCUGCCACUGUUUAUUAAUCAUCGCAGAAUAGAUGGAACUGAUUAUUGCUAUUACCUAGUGAUCAGCAGAAAGGAUCAGACUAGAUUCAGAGACCUGUUUUUGUAUGUUAAUACGUAGGUUUUCAAUCAUUAUUAAUGUAUUUUUGCAUAUUCAGUGACAGUAUCGUUCAAAAGCAAGGAGCAGAAUGUCAAAAAAACUUAGCAUGGAAGUGAUCGGAAGUGAUCGAAGCGAUGGAUUUGCGAUGUUUUACGAUGGAUAAAUAAGCACGUCUCAAGGGUUUGCGGUUGAGAGCGGCAGAUAGCUGGUGAUCUGUUUGGUAAUCAUGAUUAAGAACGAUAGCGUUGUAGAGUUUAAUGGAAACAAUCAGCAAAAACUUGUCACGAUUGUUGGGUUUUAUUUUGUUUGUUUGUUUGUUUUUUUGCUUUUGACGAGGCUUCCAAAGAGUUUAAUGAGUCGUUUUCUCUUUUUCCAAACAAAAUAAUUUAUCCUAUUCUUUGUGUGUAUACAUGUAGCAUAAGCUAAUGAGCUGAUGAUUAGUCAGUGGAUAUGUGGCGUCCGUCACAAAUCUUCAAUAUUAGACACUCGAUGAACAAGUUACCAAGAGCUGCCUUGUUGUCAGUCGUUUACAUUGUUGCAGAGCGAUAGAACACUACAGACAUUAAGCGAUAAUGCUGUUGUAGAUCCUUUAUAUGUGUAUCGUAAGAUGUUUACAAGAUUAUUACCCCAACACUACUCAGAGAUGAUGAUCCUACACUUUAAAUGUGAUUUUAUUUAAAGGUUUGUUAAUGAACUACGGUUUAUUUGAUGUACUUGUAUUCCUACACGAGUCAGCACGAACAAGGCACGUGCUGAUUAUGGCUCAUAUGAUGUUUUAAUAUGAACACGAUAUUAAACGAUCAAAAUGUCACUUCCCUUGCAUUCCAUUCCCGAGGCAGCUGCCUGAGCAGGCGACAUUUUUCAGGGAGACGUUUGCACUCCUGAAGUAACGUCUCUCAUUCAGACUUUCUGAUUUAAUAAAAUUAUCAUGACGUCGGCUACCAUGAUAAAACGUAAGAAAAUAUUGUGAUGUGAAAAUUGAAUAUCAGCACCUGCCACCUAUGUGAACAAAGAUCAAAACUUGUGAUCAGACUAUAUCGCUGUGACCUGAACAAAUAGUGAAAAAAAGACCCAAGUAGUAUGUUUAGAAUAGUAUCUAUUUUUUAUAGAAGUAUGGUGUUGAUUGACACUAGAUGGAAUAAACAGUGUUGGAGAUAGCAAUGCAACAAAAACAUUUUUAUAAAUUGUUGGUACAGUGCUGGUAUUGCAUGUUUAACAGAACAUUGCUUCAAAUGUGUGUCACUUAAACAUGAUUUUAUGCGUAGUUAGUGUGCGACUCUGAAUAUAUAAUAACUUUUUUUGUAGCAGUAGUACUAAUCACUCAAGUUAAAGGAUUGGUAUUUAGAUAUCUCUAAAUGCACACAGAAUGAAUUUAUAUCCAUUUAUUAUGAUCUGUUUUUUUUCCUUUCUUUUUAAAAAAAAUAGAUUUAUGUGCAUGUAUCUUAGAACCUUAUGUUCUGUUACAUUCUAUCCCUUUGCAUAAUACUUUAAAAUGGAUGGGCCUGUAAUAAAAAAUAUAUACUUUGUUGUAA